Limulus polyphemus (Atlantic horseshoe crab) is the source of this 1666-nucleotide messenger RNA. RefSeq names its product gastrula zinc finger protein xLCGF3.1-like. The transcript has a single exon. Gene Ontology annotation, biological process: regulation of transcription by RNA polymerase II. Gene Ontology annotation, molecular function: DNA-binding transcription factor activity; RNA polymerase II cis-regulatory region sequence-specific DNA binding. The record is from RefSeq and is a predicted model, not a curated record. The annotation marks the transcript as partial. NCBI's taxonomy places the organism in Eukaryota, Metazoa, Arthropoda, Merostomata, Xiphosura, Limulidae.
AUCCAAAGUUACACUUCAACAACGCUUGUGGAAAGCAGUUCACUGGAUAUCAUAUUGUAAAACAAAAAUGUAUCUUUUCCAAGGCAAAGAAUUACAAAUCCCUAAAUCCAAAUAGUGUUAAUGGAUUUAAUAGAACACUGUUGAGGGUAAAUAACAAAAGAACAUAUAACAUUUCUUAUAGUGAAGCUAAAUCAUGCAGUAAUAUUGAGUGUGAAAAAGAAUUGAAAAGAAAUCAUCAUCUAAAAUUAAAUGUGAAGCCACACACAGGGAAGAAGCAACACAGGUGUGGAGUGUGUGGCAAACAAUUUUUAAAAGUUUGUUACUUAAAAACACAUUUGAGGAAACAUACUGGAGAAAAACCAUUCAAAUGCAUAGUGUGUGGAAAAGAAUUUGUGACACAGAGUAAUUUAAAAAGACAUCUGAAGAUACACACUGGGGAGAAACCAUACAGUUGUGUGAUGUGUGGCAAAGAAUUUGGAACAAAUACUUGCCUACAAGCACAUGUGAGGAUACACACUGGAGAGAAACCAUACAAUUGUGUAGUGUGUAAUAAAGGAUUUCGAAUUGUUGGUCAUUUGAAAAUACAUGAGAGAAUACAUACUGGGGAGAAACCGUACACUUGUGUAUUGUGUAAUAAAAAAUUUAGAAGUAAAAGUAAUCUUAACAACCAUAAGAAGAUGCACAUCAGAGAAAAACCACACAGUUGUUUAGUGUGUAAUAAAACAUUUGAGAGUGAAACUAAACUUAAAAGACAUGAGAGGAUACACACUGGGGAAAAAUGUCACAGUUGUGUAGUGUGUGGCAAAGAAUAUGGAAGAAGCAGUCAUCUUAAAACUCAUCAGAGGACACAUACUGGAGAGAAACCAUAUAGUUGUUUAGUUUGUGGCAAAAAAUUUGGAAGAAAUAGUUUUCUUAUUGUUCACCAAAGGAUACACACUGGAGAGAAACCAUACUCUUGUGUAGUGUGUGAUAAAAAAUUUAGGACAAAAUGUCAUGUAAACAGACAUGAGAAGGUACAUACUGGAGAGAAACCAUACAGCUGUAUAGUGUGUGAAAAAAAUUUGUAACAAAUUCUUAUCUACAGGAACAUGUGAAGAUACACAGUGGAGAGAAACCAUAUAAUUGUGUAGUGUGUAGCAAAGGAUUUCGUUUCAGUUGUCUGUUAAAAUGACAUGAAAGUAUACAUACUGGGUAGAAACCAUACACUUGUAUAGUUUGUGAUAAAAAAUUUAGCUGUAAAAAUCAUCUUAAUAGACAUGAGAGGUUACCCACUGGUGAGUUGUGUAGUGUGUGGUGAAGGAUUUGAAACAAAUAAUGACUUGAAAAACAUGAGAAUAUAUACAUACACUGAGUUGUUUGGUGUCGCAAAUUUAAGAAUCAGUUAACUAGAAGAAGAUGUGAGGAUACACCAUGCAAGGAAUUUGUACAUAGUAAUCAUCUUAUAAAUGUACACAGUUGAAAGGAAACUGCAAAUAUCUAAAACAGAUAAUAUACAUACUUAUUGUUACGUUAGGGUUUUUAAUUUAGAGCAUAGUGAUAUACUUUGUCCUGCUCUUGUCGAUUAGGCUUAACAAGUGUCUGUUAGUUUCAGUUUACCAGUAGUUCUACUUAUGGGUAAAUUGAUAAUUUAGUUAAAUAUCGUGUUAUCUUCAACACAUAACAUCUA